CUCGCCUGAUGGAGGCUGGAGCAGCCCCUUGUUCUUUGGUACACAUGGCAUUCAGAGAUGUGGCUGUGGACUUCUCCCAGGAGGAGUGGUGCCUGCUUAGCCCAGAGCAGAAGUUCCUGUACAGAGAGGUGAUGCUGGAGAACUACAGCAACCUGGUCUCUCUGGGAAUACCAUUUUCAAAACCAAAGCUCAUCACCCAGCUAGAGCAAGGGAGAGAGGUGUGGCAAGAGGAGGGAGAAUGUCCACAGGUUGACGGUCAAGGGCGUUCGUGUGCUAUGGUGCACAUAUGGAGGACACCUUGUGGCAGUGGCACACAGGGAAAGCUGGACCUCUGCCCUGGUCAUGAGUGCCCUCCUCCAGAUCUCGCCAAUCAGAAAUCCCCUGUGCUAAGUGAUCAUGCUCCAUCGACGUUCACAUGCUUGCGUGUGGAAAGUCAUGGUGACCGAGGGGACUCUUGUCAGGGGGCCCUGGAGAAGCAGCAUCAAGCCUCUGAUAAGAGCUCCUGCAGAGAUAAAUCAGAAGGUGAAGAGAGAGAAAGUGCCAGGCCUUCAUCUGGAAGGAGAAAGAAAAAGAGUUUGCGAGCCCUCUCUAGGCCACCCCAAAGACAGCAAGUCAGCUCUCCUAAUGGCAUCGGAUGGGUCGAGACAGAGGCCAACCCAGCUCAAGCUGGGAGCACUAAAGAACCAGAGAAGUUGCUGAAUCGAAAAGAAAGCUUGGGACUUGGAACGGUUAACUGUGAAGACUGUGGGCUGGGCUUCAGCAAGCUGACAGACCUGCAUAGUCACCAGAAGAUCCACUCAGGAGAGAAGCCGAAGGUGGGUGGGGUGGAUGAGAAGGACUCCAGUCUAAAGAGCAACCUAGCUAGACCCCAGAGAGCACCCUCCAAGAGAAAACCCAUUGUGUGUAAGGAGUGUGGGAAAAGUUUUAGCCGGAGGUCAACACUGGUCAUUCAUGAGAGGACACACUCGGGGGAGAAGCCUUACACAUGCACUGAGUGCGGCCGCGGUUUUAGGCAGAAGUCAAACCUCAUCAUCCAUCAAAGGACACAUUCUGGGGAGAAGCCUUACAUGUGCAGGGAGUGUGGUAAAGGCUUUAGCCAGAAAUCGGCUGUCGUUAAACAUGAGAGGAAACACUUAGAGGAGAAGACCAUUGUGUGCAGUGGCUCUGGCCUUGGCUUCAGUGACAGGUCAAAACUCAUCUCCCACCAAAGGGCACACUCUGGGGAAAAGCCUUAUGCUUGCAAGGAGUGUGGGCAGUGCUUCAGGAAGAGGACAACCCUUUUAAACCACCAGAGGACUCACUUAAAGGAGGAGCCUUAUGUGUGCGACGUAUGUGGGCGUAUCUUUAACACGAAUUCAAAUCUCCUCUGUCACAUGAGGAUGCACACUGGGGAGAAACCGUUCAUGUGUACUCUGUGUGAGCACAGGUGUAGCAAGAAGUCAAAUCUCAUCUCUCACAUGAGGAGGCACACUGGGGUGAAACCAUAUGUGUGUGCGGUAUGUGGACGAGGCUUUCACCAGAAGUCAAUCCUCCUGGCACACCAGAGGUCACACUCAAGAGAAAAGAAACAUGUGUGCCGAGACAGUGGGCGAGGCUUUAGUCAGCAGUCCUGUCUCAUCAGACACAAGAGGAAGCAUUCAAGGGAGAGACGGUAUGUGUGCAAGCAGUGUGGGCUAAGCUUUAAUAAUAAGUCAGCUUUAGUCACACAUAAGCAGGUACACUUUGAAGAGAAGCUUUAUGUUCGCAGAGAGUGUGGCCAAGGCUUUAUCCAGAAGUUACGCUUCACCUUACACAACGGGGAGAAGACAUACACGUGCAAAACCUGUGGAAAAGGCUUUAGACAAAAGUUUCACCUCAGCAGACACAGGAAGAUGAAAUGUGCCCACCACAAAGUGCCCCUCCAGCCUGACUCUGAAGCCUAUUUGGGGUGAUCUUCUGACCCCUUAUAUUCUCUUUGAAAAUGAAAAUGGUGGAAAGGACUCACUGGCAGAAUUCUUACACUUCCAUGAACUAGAAGAAUGCACUUCGUAAGACCAGUGGACAGUAACUCGCCUUUCCAGUCUCAUGUUGUGUGGCCUUUUGUCUGGGAAACUUUGCUUCUUUACAGAUUUGCAACCUGAUCUGCAAUUCUCCUUUUCUUUUAGGAAAUGUAAUCCUCGGGUAUCUUGAACUCACUGUUCACAAAAAUUCAUUGCUUGGAAGAUAAGGGCAAAGCUCCAAGACUCUUAAGGCCUUAGAAACAUUAAAUGUGUGGCUCAGCAACCACAUAAAGUGGUUUCAAUGAAGGUUAAGGCAGUCACUGCAUAACAUUUUGAUAGCUAAGCUGGAGAAUCUUGUUUUGAGAUCUAUGUGGAUGUGGUUUUAUCUAUUGGAAUGCAAUUAAGACAAAAGUGUAGGAAACCCAACAGAAAUACCAGCGAGGCUAUCUGAUUUUCCUUUUCAUCCAGAUUCACUCCAAAAGUUGUUUUUACACUAAAUGUACACAUCCAAGUUUUAAAAGGUGGCCCAGAAACACAAUUAGGUCUUUCUUUUUUCUUUUUCAUUUCAUGUAUUUGGAUGUGUUUUGCCUAAGUGUACGCCUGUGUAUCACAUGCAUGCUUGGAGCCCGCUGAGGCCAGGAGAAGGCAUCAGGUGCCUGGAACUGGAGUUAUAGGUGGUUGUGAGCCACAUUGGAUGCUGGUAGUUGAACCCCAUUUUCUGUGAUAUUAGCCAUUGCACUUAACCUCAGGAGUUACUGCCUUGGUCCCCAAAUGGCAGUUUUUCAUCCAAAUUUGCAUACCAAGAUUAUCUGGAUAUAAUACCAUACUAUAUUUCCUCUCCAAAAUAUUCCUGAAACUAGACUUUUCAUCCCAA
Messenger RNA from Grammomys surdaster, 2853 nucleotides. RefSeq names its product zinc finger protein 133 (gene Znf133). Gene Ontology annotation, molecular function: histone H3K36 methyltransferase activity; histone H3K4 methyltransferase activity; recombination hotspot binding. Gene Ontology annotation, biological process: regulation of DNA-templated transcription; positive regulation of reciprocal meiotic recombination. Lineage: Eukaryota; Metazoa; Chordata; Mammalia; Rodentia; Muridae. Bases 9 to 1931 code for a protein of 640 amino acids. The record is from RefSeq and is a predicted model, not a curated record. The transcript is spliced from 5 exons. Gene Ontology annotation, cellular component: nucleus.